AUGCUGCACUCCCAUUUUUUCUCACCCAUCGUCCUGUCCCUCAUCUCAGUCUCUACAGCGUACUACCGCGGCGGGCCUGUUGUUGGUAACAACUUCGGCGUCCCAGGCCGCAAUGCUACCUUCGACUAUGUCAUCGUCGGUGGUGGCACCGCUGGGCUCGCGCUGGCAGCUAGACUUGCAGAAAAUACGUCCCUUACUGUCGCAGUCAUCGAAGCUGGUGGUUUCUACGAGAUUGACAAUGGAAACCUGUCCAUCGUACCAAACCUAGGCCUUGCGUACGAUUUUCCGGGGCUCGCCUUGACUGAUGCUUACCCGACCGUGGAUUGGGGCCUGACGACAACAAAUCAGACGGGACUCAUGGGGCAGAAAUAUCAUUAUUGGAGAGGCAAGACGUUGGGCGGAAGCUCUGCUCUGAAUAACGAGGUCUAUCACCGCGGUUCCACAGGCAGCUACCAACGUUGGGCUGAUCUAGUUGGAGAUGAUAGCUAUACGUUUGAGAAUCUGCUGCCUUACUUCAGGCGGUCGGCGCACUACACGCCUCCUUCCUCAAUACGUCCGGAAAAUGCCAGCGUCCCGAACCCUGAUCCGAGCAGCUUCGAAUCUUCGGGGGGGCCACUUGAAGUGGGCUACAUCAACUUUCCUCUGCCUUUCGGCUCGUGGACGAAGCUUGCAUUCCUGGAAUUAGGAUUUAAUCUCACAUCUGAUUUCAACCAUGGUGAGCUCAACGGGUUGACUCAAUACGUGACGCAGACCAUUGCUCCUGACAUGACACGGUCGUCGUCGGAAGCAUCUUACCUGCAAUGGGCACUCGCAUCGGACAGGCAGAAUUUGCUCGUCUACACACGCACUUUUGCCAAACGCAUUCUGUUUGAUGCCCAAAUGACAGCCACGGGCGUCUCUGUCACGUCGUACGGCCUACGAUUCACCAUCAGCGCUUCCAAGGAAGUCAUCAUCGCAGGUGGUGCUGUUCAUACACCACAACUGCUGAUGGUCUCUGGCAUCGGUCCUGCAGACACCCUGAACGGCCUUGGCAUUCCUGUCGUAGUUGAUAGUCCAGGCGUUGGCCAGAACCUGUGGGACCACGUACUCUUCACCAUUACCUAUCCCGUCAACGUCAUCGGUGGUGGCUAUUGGCUCAACAAUUCAACAAACAACGCCAUCGCGGUGGCCGAGUAUGACAGCGACAGAAGCGGUCCGCUGUCGAACACAGGUUUCGACUACGUCGCAUGGGAGAAACUGCCGUCCGAGUACCGUUCCCGCCUGUCCAGCUCCGCGCUCGCCGACCUCGCCACUUUCCCCUCCGACUGGCCCGAGCUCGAAUUCAUCAUCGGCGACGCCAAUGACGGCACAACAGACACCUCGUACGCUUCCGUCAUCGGUGCUCUCGUGGCACCACUUUCGCGUGGCUUUGUGACCAUAAACUCCUCUGACACGACCGAUCUCCCCAUCUUCAGCCCCAAUUGGCUCGCGCACGACACGGACAAAGCAGUGGCCAUCGAAGCGUUCAAGCGCUGCCGCUCCGUCUUUCAAACCACCGCCGUCCAGCCUGUACUGGCGGGUCCAGAGUUCGCUCCUGGUGCGGCCGUACAGAGUGACGAAGAGAUCUUGGCGUAUAUACAGCAGACUGCGACGACAGUAUAUCAUGCGGCUGGAACGGCCAAGAUGGGGAAUAGUAGUGACACAAUGAGUGUGGUUGAUGGUGGGUUUCGGGUGAGGGGUGUCAAGGCGUUGAGAGUGGUGGAUGCUAGUGUGUUUCCGGUAUUGGUGCCCGGACAUCCAACGGGCACGCUAUAUGCUUUGGCGGAAAAGGCGGCGGAUGAUAUACAGAGUGGACGUUAG
Messenger RNA from Cladophialophora yegresii CBS 114405, 1839 nucleotides. RefSeq lists its product as uncharacterized. Bases 1 to 1839 code for a protein of 612 amino acids. The transcript is spliced from 3 exons. The record is from RefSeq and is a predicted model, not a curated record. Gene Ontology annotation, molecular function: flavin adenine dinucleotide binding; oxidoreductase activity, acting on CH-OH group of donors. Lineage: Eukaryota; Fungi; Ascomycota; Eurotiomycetes; Chaetothyriales; Herpotrichiellaceae. Gene Ontology annotation, biological process: secondary metabolite biosynthetic process.